UACCUAAUUUAGUCUAUGGUGUAGUAUGCAUUGAUGUCGCGUUGCCCUUGACUCCCUCUAUCUAAUUACUGUUUUUAAAAGUUAUUUGCUUGAAAUUUACUGAAAUUGUUUAUCUAGGCUUUGCUUUGUUUCAUAUAAAUGUUUUAGAGAGUGUUAACAGUGAACUUUAAAGUGGUGUGUUCUUUAUUUUGUGUAGCGUCACCUGACUGAGCUCAUUGUCAUUUCCCGCCAUUGUGGCCUGUGAAUUCAACAUUAUAACAAUUUUCUGUGAGGAUUCCUCUGAAAUUAGAUGAAGAAUAAAUAAUAAGUGUACCUAAGUAAUGUCAUUACACGGUAAUGACGUUUGUUUGCUAGAAGUGGAAGAUUAUAACUUGUACGAAGAGGAGGCAUCGGAUCACGCUUUAUCCAGUGACAAGCUCUCAGGCUCUGGUAGUAAGACGAUGGAGGCAGAAAAAAGAAUUCGAAGAGAGAUUGCCAACAGUAAUGAACGCAGACGGAUGCAGAGCAUUAAUGCAGGCUUUCAGGCUUUGCGUACAUUAUUGCCCCGUCAUGAGGGAGAAAAACUAAGCAAAGCUGCAAUUUUACAGCAGACUGCUGAAUAUAUCUACAACUUGGAACAAGAAAAGACAAGACUCUUGUCUCAAAAUUGCCAGCUGAAGAGAUUACUCAAUCAACAUGAGGGUGGUGAAAUACCAUUAAAGAAAAGAAAAGGCGAAAUUAUUACUCAUGUGCCAGCUAUCAUUCCUGAUUCUACAGAGGACACUCUUACCAAUUCACGAUCACCUGAACCUGUGCCUGUAAUAUCUGUGACCAGUGCACCACAGAAGAAAGAUUCAGAUACCAGUGAACUACGUGUUCAACUGGACCGUGAGCGGAGAUUGAGGCGCCACCUUGAAGAGCGCCUACAUGCUUUGGAAACUCAAAUUUAUCCUAACAAUGCCCAUGAACUAGCUCGGCCUGUUAUACAUUUUGAACAGACUGACCUACCAGAAUGCAAGCUUGAGAGUGAAGAGGUUGAAGCCCCGCAAGUAGUAGUAGAAGCACCAGUCGUUGUAGCUGCUCCACUAUUAGAAGCAGCUAUUAAAGCAGAGCCUCGAGUUGAAGUAGAGGUUCUUCCAGAUGCAGCACAUGAUGCUCCCUCGCGUUUGUAUCUCGCUAGCACUAGUCGACAGAACCUAGAAACCAUUGUGGAAGCGAUUCGUCAUCUUGAAGGAGAUCACUUGUUCCGCGAGGAGGCGGGUGAUGCGCCUCUAGCGCUCACUAAGAAGGCAGAACACCUGCCGCCCACUAGACCAGGUGUGAUCGUCGUGAAGCAUUCGUGAUCGUGUUAAACGUGUUUUUAGACUUUCAGCUCGCAAAAUUUGCUUCCGCUUAGCGAGCACUCCUGACCCUCCUCGAAUAUAGUUUUAAAAUUUUAGUUUUUUAAUUAUCUUUUCCAAAGUGACGAAUCGAUAAGUCUGCGUCUUUGUUUAUUUUUUUUAAGCGCAUUGAAGUCGAAUCGAUAAGUGGUAGAAUUAGCUGGAUGCGUUGUCGCGUAUGCCGAUCGGCGCUGUGCUUAGAUAAGUCUCAAAUGUAAUUAUUUUUAUGUUAACAUUUUAUGUUAAUUUGGCUUUCCACAAAUGUGAGCAUUGAUGGAAAGAGGAUUGACUGACUUAUGUAAGAUUAGAUGAUGGAAAAGUAGUACAGCAUGCCGCGUGCCAAUUUUAUUUCACAUCUUCAGGCAAGUUAUAAUAACAUUACAAGUGUGUUGAAUGUGAGAAAAUAUUAAAUCAUUAUAAUGCAUGAUUAUAUUGGUAGGUAAAUUGAAAAAAAAGUGUGAUACAUCCACUGAUGGCAAUAAUUUGUAAGGGAUUGUGAAAGGCUAUUUGUAAUAAUGCAGCAAUAUGACAAACAAAAAAAAUUAUUCUUUUUAGUGUAAUGCAUUUGGCUUAAGUAGUAAAUUUACCCUGCUUUCAGCUAGUCUAGCAGAGAAUUAAACUUUGUAUUGAUGGCAAAGUUUGUCAUCUACUUUAUUGCUAUUCUUUUAGCUUAUCUGGCUUUUAGUGAAAUGCAGGGUAUGUAGGCAUGCGGCUUAAAGACGUCAUUGACUUACUCAGUUGUUAACUAAAUUCAUUUAGAACCUUCAUAAUAACUAAAAAAUUGGUGUAUGAUAGUCACAUAAUAAUAAAUCAGUUGGUGCAUAGUAAAUAAUGGCUUGUCUAGAUAGUCUCAGGAUUAGACUCACCAGCAAACAUGUUGUUUGGGGUGCCAUUUAUAUUAUCAAUACUUAUUCGCUUAGACAAGAUGCUCGGAAUGCAAAAUAAUGGUGACAAAUCUCUUUUAUAAUUAAUUAAAGGUUGAUAGGAUCUAUUAUAAAUGUAAUCUAUUAAUAAUAAUAUUUAUCCAGUGUUGCUGCUUUUUUGUUCAUGUUAGGAUACCCAGUGUAAGUGUAUUUGUAUGUGACAUUAGUAAAUUAUAGGCGCUAUGUGCUGCCAUCCCUAAAUUUUAGAGCAUUCCAUGUUGUUGAAUUCUCCUCUUAAGAGUAAUUCUGCAUAUGAGAGUAGUUGAUUGGAACAUGAGUUGAAAGAUGUAUUGUAUUCAAUUUAACUGAUUAGUAUAAUUAUGUAUUGCUUCAUAUGAGCAUUCUUUAAUUGAAACUCUACUUUUAGGAUUUUAAUCAGUUAGGAUUUAUAUAAUAGGUAGUGUAGUUGACAACAAGUGACAAUGUGUAGCUAAACACAUCCCAUUUUACAGAUCCAAUAAUUAAGUAUGUUAAUAUAACAAAAAAUGUAUCAUGUCACAAGUGUAAUAAAAUAUAUAUUACAAGAAAGCACCUUACCUACACAGCUCACAUAUUUGUAAUGCGUGUCAUUAAAAGAAAAAUAAAACACGUCAAUCAAGUUGUUAAUAAAAAAAUUACCAGAUUAUUCUACCAAGUGGGUAACGAUUAAAUCAGCCUUUGGGGUAAAAGAUAUAGUGAACUAUCAUGUUUCACUGUUAUACUUUAAGAGUUAGAGUUCACAGUUCUUACAUUGUUCUGUGACUUAGGUAAUAUAAUAUUAUACAGUGAUUUAAUUAAUGUUUGCUUUAAUGUGCUGACAUUUUUGUUAAAAAUGUAAAAUGCCGUGCUCUUUUGUUAAUAUUUUUCUUAAUAAGUUUUGAAUUUAUUUUAAGUUUGACUCAGCAACAGAGUGGAUUAACAAGUACAACGCAUUGCAGACAUAAUGCUGUGGUCUUGUCCACAGGACCAUAUGAAUUUUUAAGACUGAUCAUUUAUUCAUUAUUAAGUUACGCUAGUUCAAGUCACCAUAUUGAUAGUAUAAUGUGUGUGUUACGUUUAUGUAGCUAUUUAUAUGUAUGUAUGUUGUGAUAUUGUAGUCCAAAAUUGUGUUGUGUGACCCUGACAGUUUUAUAAAGAUCCUCCAGCUGACAUUUAGCGAUAAUUUUGUCGAAUCAUUAUGGUAUUUACGGAUAGUAAAAAUUUUAAGUAGACAGAUUUCAGGUAAAAUACCAUUAUAUUAUAGUAAUUAAGAUUUUAUAAACUAAGGAUCUCUCUAACUCUGUCAGGUUUAUAGUGUUGUGGUGUGAUAAAAUAUUUUUCUGUGCAUGUGGUUAAUAGUACUUUGUCAAUUUGAUAAACAUCGGGCUCUAAACAUGAAAUUUUAUUUUCUAACUCAACUGUUUUUGUGUAGUGGCCAUACCUUAUUAAGCAAUAUUAAAAAGGAAAAAAGACUUGUUUAAAUAUUAUUUUGACGACAUCUUUAUUAAUUUAUAAUUCGUUGUAAUAAUAUUUCGUGUUCAGUAGCCCUGGUUUCGUAUAUUAUCCGUUCUCGACGCUUACUUCGCACUCUGUUUCUGAGUCCGUAGUUCUAAGGAGUUGUCUGCCUACCGCCUUUACAUUAUGUCAGUAUAGGAUAAUUAACAAUGUAACAUAACGGACUUGGUUAUACUAUUAGUGUAGUCAAAAAUAGUAAUAAGAGAUUUUAAGUCAAAGAAGCAAGUUAAAUUGUUUAAAAUGUGUUAUUAUUUAUGUCUUAAAGUAUUAAAAUGGUUAUUUCUUAUUAAUUAGUUUGUAAAUGAUGAUCGUCUGUAUAUUUAAUCGACCUCUUUUCUUUGUAUAUUAGGCUAAAAACCAAUGAAACAUAAUUUCUUUGAAUUUUGCUUUCCUUCAUUACUAUUAUAUAAAAAUAGUAUAAAAUUUUAGAAAGUUGAUAUUGCUUUCCUUGCUACUAGGAAAUCUGUAUUAACUACAUAAGGGAACUGCAUUUUUAUGCAAAUUCGAUAUCCGACAGUUUUAGAUCCAGGAUAUCUAUACCUAACUUAAAACACAUCAAAAUAAUUAAUUGCUUAAAUGCUAUUGUUUUUGUAAUAUUCUCAUAGUUAGGAUUACGAAAUGUGACAUGUUCUAUUGGUUUUUAGCAUUCAAUGUGAAUAUUUCCAUUUUCUACACUCUAUCGCAUUUUAUAGUACCUUAAGAGGUACAAGUGACUGUUAAUUUAAAGAAUAUGUUGAUUGACAUAAUCGUAUUAAGCGAUUACAACCGAUUAAUUAUAUUGUUUUCGCAUACGUAUGAUCUUAAUAUUGCAUCUACUAAUAUUAUUACCCUCUAAUAAUGUCUGUCAUAAAUUAAUUGAGUAAAUAUAUUGUUAUACCUUAUUUCUUAUACUGUUUAUAAGUCUGGAAUAUAAUGUUCGUACACCUGAUUCCGGCAGUUUGUAUUGCAUUUAUCAUAGGUUUUGUUUAAAUGAGCUUCAGAUUUACAAAUUUUGCAAGUCUUAUAUUUAGUGAUGGGGUGAACUUUUUCUCAAAAUGUACUUUCCUGCAAUUUAUUACAAUAAUACAUAGAAUAGUCAAUUUAUUUAGUAGAAUAGUCAACACAGGGCAGGACGAUAUUAAUCGGGUACAUCUAUUUAAGAACAUUAAAAUUAUUUUAUAUUCUUAAUAGAUUAUACAAUGUAUAUGCAAUGCGUAAUAUUAUUCAAUUUCACCCUCUCACUAAUAAGCUCAUGUUCCUAUACAGAUAAUUAUGGUAUAAUAUUUCUUACAGUUAAUAUAAUGAUAAAGUGUAGAAAAUAAUGCAUGGAUGUUUCCAUUUUGAUAUGAAAUUGAUAAAAAUAUUUGCUCUGAUUUUAAUUGUACCACAUUUGACCUAUAUUUACCAAUAUUUAUAAAAGAUUGAUA
Molecule: messenger RNA, 5160 nt
Organism: Trichoplusia ni (cabbage looper)
Lineage: Eukaryota; Metazoa; Arthropoda; Insecta; Lepidoptera; Noctuidae
Gene: crp
Product: transcription factor AP-4
Exons: 3
Coding region: 321-1322 (333 amino acids)
Biological process (GO): regulation of transcription by RNA polymerase II
Cellular component (GO): nucleus
Molecular function (GO): DNA-binding transcription factor activity, RNA polymerase II-specific; RNA polymerase II cis-regulatory region sequence-specific DNA binding; protein dimerization activity
Source: RefSeq, a predicted model, not a curated record